Messenger RNA from Patella vulgata (common limpet), 1124 nucleotides. Its product is annotated as N-alpha-acetyltransferase 10. NCBI's taxonomy places the organism in Eukaryota, Metazoa, Mollusca, Gastropoda, Patellidae. The coding region runs from base 231 to 785 and encodes 184 amino acids. The transcript has a single exon. Gene Ontology annotation, cellular component: NatA complex. The record is from RefSeq and is a predicted model, not a curated record. Gene Ontology annotation, molecular function: protein-N-terminal-glutamate acetyltransferase activity; protein N-terminal-serine acetyltransferase activity. Gene Ontology annotation, biological process: N-terminal peptidyl-glutamic acid acetylation.
GUAUCUCAAGUUGUUCAUGGUAAACCCCAUACGUGCUUUUGGGCAAGAGGUUGCCACAUGUUUCUCCAUCUGUGGUAGAAAGCGUUCUACUCAACGAAAAUUUGGGAGAAUUAACAUUAAAGUUAAUGGUCAAAUCUUUAGUGAUCUGUGUCCGUUUAUUCGACUGACUAUUUGAUUUAGACUUCCUGUAAUCAGUGGAUUGCUUUUACAAUCACCAGAAAUUAAUCACAAUGAAUAUCAGAUGUGCAAGACCCGAAGAUUUAAUGAAUAUGCAGCAUUGUAAUUUACUUUGCCUACCAGAAAAUUAUCAAAUGAAAUAUUAUUUUUACCACGGGCUAUCCUGGCCCCAAUUAUCUUAUGUUGGCGAGGCAUCCAAUGGUAAAAUUGUUGGCUAUGUAUUGGCUAAGAUGGAAGAGGACCCAGAGGAUGCAAUACCCCAUGGACACAUUACUUCAUUAGCAGUCAAGCGAAGCUAUCGACGAUUAGGUUUAGCUCAAAAACUUAUGGACCAGGCAUCAAGGGCAAUGGUGGAAUGUUUUAAGGCAGAAUAUGUGUCACUCCAUGUGAGGAAAAGUAACAGAGCGGCAUUACAUUUAUAUUCAAACACUCUGAAAUUUGAAAUAAGUGAAAUUGAACCCAAGUAUUAUGCUGAUGGGGAAGAUGCCUAUGCCAUGAAAAGAAAAUUACCAAAAAGUUAUUCUGAUGAAAUAGAAUGUUUCACAGAAACAGUGGCUAGUGGUCUUGAGCAUUUGGAGAUUGAACCACCAGCAACAGUCUUUUAUUGAAUAACUUUCUGGUGGACUAUUGAAUUCCAGUGAUUUCAAAUCUUGCAUUUAUUGAAUACUUUGUAGAAUGUUGUGAAUGUUCUAAUGACAAAAUUAAUUACUGUACCAUCAAAUAUGUUAAUGACAAAUUAAUUACCAUCGAAUAUGUUAAAAAUCAUAAGAAUUGUUCAUUUAAGUGAAACACAGAAGCUUGUGUAAUUUCAGCAUUUUCUUUAAUUACUCCUAGACUUAUGGUGCUCUUUCAUUUUGGCUAAUAUUUGGGACCUAGAAAUUGACACAAGUGGGUCACAACAUAUAUAAUAAUGUAAUAUGAAUGUAUAUAAACUGAUUGACAUUCAA